UAUAAUAAUGGGGUUCAAGUUUUGCAGCCUCCUUGUGCUCUUCUUGUCCCUCACUUCCAACAAUGCAGGUUUAUGCUAUGGCCAAGGAGAUGAGGAUGCAAGAGGCAAAGCUAUGGUGCCCGCCAUGUUUGUUUUUGGUGAUUCUUUGAUCGAUAAUGGCAACAACAAUGAUUUGCCUUCUCUUGCUAAGGCCAACUACUUACCUUAUGGUAUCGAUUUUAGUGGCGGCCCCACCGGUAGAUUCUCCAACGGCUACACUAUGGUCGACACCAUCGCUGAGUUGCUUGGACUUCCGUUGAUUCCUCCUUACUCUGAGGCUUCCGGCGAUCAAAUGAGAUUUGGAGUUAAUUAUGCGUCCGCUGCUUCUGGAAUUCUAGACAUCACAGGCAGAAAUUUUGUGACUCGAAUCCCAUUCAAUCAACAGAUCAAAAACUUCGAGAACACACUCGACCAGCUCACGGACCGUCUCGGGGCCCUCGAGCUGGCCCAGGAGCUGUCGAGGUGCAUUUUCUUCGUCGGAAUGGGAAGCAACGACUACCUCAACAACUAUCUCAUGCCAAACUACGACACCAAAAAUCACUACAAUGGCCAACAAUAUGCAGAUCUCCUAACCCAACAAUACUCACAACAACUCACUAGACUGUACAAUCUCGGAGCUAGGAAGUUUGUGAUCGCCGGAUUAGGGCUAAUGGGCUGCAUUCCGAGCAUCCUAGCUCAGAGUAGUAAAGGGGUGUGCUCCGAGGAGGUGAACCAGCUAGUUGCCCCGUUCAACACAAACACGAAGGUCAUGAUAAACAACCUCAUCCGUAAUCUUCCCGGAGUCCGGUUCUCCUACAUUGACAUCCACAACAUGUUCCAAGAUCUCCUGGCUAAUGCUAGAUCAUAUGGUUUCAGCGUGGUGAACCGCGGGUGCUGUGGAAUUGGGAGGAACAGAGGCCAGAUAACUUGUUUGCCGAUGCAGACGCCGUGCCCUAAUAGGAACCGAUACAUUUUCUGGGACGCAUUUCACCCGACAGAGGCCGUGAACGUCUUGUUUGGGAGGAAGGCCUUCAAUGGGGGCUCUGAUGUGGCUUAUCCGUAUAACAUAGAGCAACUUGCUCGCCUAUGAAUUUUAGGGCUCUAGGGCUAAUUAAUUUGUGGGUUUUGUAAGAAGAGAAGAUGGUUGUUUCUAUUUUGAUCAUAAUUACCAAGUAGCUUAAUUGAUUUCUGAUUUCUGAUUAA
Molecule: messenger RNA, 1221 nt
Organism: Salvia splendens (bonfire salvia)
Lineage: Eukaryota; Viridiplantae; Streptophyta; Magnoliopsida; Lamiales; Lamiaceae
Product: GDSL esterase/lipase At1g71691
Exons: 5
Coding region: 8-1108 (366 amino acids)
Molecular function (GO): hydrolase activity, acting on ester bonds
Source: RefSeq, a predicted model, not a curated record